AAGACCCCCCAAGGAACAGGCCCCCCAAGUCCCCCCAUGGAGCAGGAGGAGCCUGAGGUGGUGGAGCUGCAGGACUCGGACGAGGGGGACGAGGGGGACGUGGUCAGGAGGGUCUUCAUCGCCGAUGACGGGAUCGUGAGUGAGGAUGAGGAGGAGGAAAUUCUGCCGCAGGAGAUCAUCCAGACUGUGAUCCCCCACAGCCCCCUGUGCCCCCCCGCCCCGCGGGCACCCCCGGGCCCCUCCCAGGGCGGGUCCGAGGAAGGGGGGGGGCGCCGCGGGGGGGGUCGGCAACGCCCCUUUAUCUGCAACGAGUGCGGGAAGAGCUUCAGCCACUGGUCGAAGCUGCUGCGGCACCAGCGAACCCACACGGGGGAGCGGCCGAGCACCUGCGGGGAGUGCGGGAAGAGCUUCUCCCAGAACUCCCACCUGGUGCAGCACCGCCGCACCCACACCGGGGAAAAGCCCUACAGGUGCGGCCACUGCGGGAAGAGCUUCUCCUGGAGCUCCAACCUCAUCCAGCACCAGCGGAUCCACACCGGGGAACGGCCCUACGGCUGCUCCGACUGCGGGAAGAGCUUCACGCAGAGCAAGAACCUCAUCAAGCACCAGCGAACCCACGCGGGGGGGGGCGCGGCCACGGAGAGCCCCCCAGUACCCUGGGAAGCCCCCCAGGGCGAGGGGGGAGUCCUCGGGGGUGGAGGGGGCAGAGGAGGGGGCUGGAGAGCCCCUGAUCUGUGUGGAGUGCGGGGAGAGCUUCGCCCGGAGUGCGGCACUGAGGAAGCACCGGAGGGGGCACCUCCCGCUCUUCGGGCCCUGAGGGGACACGGGGACACCAUGGAGGGGACACACGGACAGUGGGACACACAAUGUGACACGGUGUCCCCAAAUUCCUCCGUGUUCCCGUGUCACCUCAGUGCCCCCAGGACCCCCCAGUGCUCCCAAUGUCCCCGUCGGUGCCAGAACCCAAAGCUGUAAAUAGGGGGGGGAGGGGACACACACACACAAUGUGGGACCCCCGGGGGGGAGUGGUGACAUCGGGACCCCCCUGUGGGGGAGGGGAGGGGAGGGGGGGGCCAGGGCUGUGAAUAAAGUUGUGU
This is a messenger RNA of Neopelma chrysocephalum (saffron-crested tyrant-manakin), 1097 nucleotides long. RefSeq names its product zinc finger protein 48-like. Bases 37 to 975 code for a protein of 312 amino acids. Gene Ontology annotation, molecular function: RNA polymerase II cis-regulatory region sequence-specific DNA binding; DNA-binding transcription factor activity, RNA polymerase II-specific. The record is from RefSeq and is a predicted model, not a curated record. Gene Ontology annotation, biological process: regulation of transcription by RNA polymerase II. NCBI's taxonomy places the organism in Eukaryota, Metazoa, Chordata, Aves, Passeriformes, Pipridae. The transcript is spliced from 4 exons.